Mugil cephalus (flathead mullet) is the source of this 890-nucleotide messenger RNA. RefSeq names its product cystatin-B-like. Bases 44 to 682 code for a protein of 212 amino acids. The record is from RefSeq and is a predicted model, not a curated record. Gene Ontology annotation, cellular component: cytosol. The transcript has 4 exons. NCBI's taxonomy places the organism in Eukaryota, Metazoa, Chordata, Actinopteri, Mugiliformes, Mugilidae. Gene Ontology annotation, molecular function: cysteine-type endopeptidase inhibitor activity.
GUGAUGGUGGGGUCAUAGCCUCCAACAAAUCUGCAACGAGCGUAUGCUUAAGAAUAGGCUUGCCACCGGAUUUCAAGAACUUUCUGUGUUUCCAAAGUGUUCCAAAAUCGUGAACUAUGCCAAAUACGUAUCUGGAGUCGGUAUAAAUUAUGACCGAACGAUUCUGCCAGCGUACAUGCCCUGGUUAGUGCCACCAGCUCUCUUGCCUGGGCUGAGUAAUGAGGAGGGAGAGGGGGAGAUUCAACGAUCCCCUGGUCAUCAACAACAGCAAAACUGCAUGUCCACAGCCAGCAUCAGGAUCCCUGAAAGCAGAACCAUCAACAUAAAACACGACAUCAGAGUUUGUCAGAGGCAUGUCAGACAGAGCUUCAUCAGAAUGACUGAGACUAUUUGUGGAGGAUGGUCAGAGACUGAACCAGCCACUGAGGAGAUUCAGAGGGUCUGUGAUGAGGUGAAAGGCCACGUGGAGGAAAAGACAAAUAAGAAGUAUGAUGUAUUCACAGCACUUCAAUACAGGAGACAAGUUGUGUCAGGAAUGAACUAUCUCAUCAAGGUUAAUUCUGGACCAUCCAGUCACCUUCACAUGAAAGUGUAUGAAGCUCUUCCGUGUGAUGGAGGACAGAAAUCAGUCUCUGGUGUAGAAGAAGGUCACACCAAAGAUGAUCCUCUGGAACCUUUGUAAUGUGAUCACAGCCUGGUACUGAUCACUGUCUCCAGGCCACUGCCUCAAUCAUGUUGUUAUCCUGAAAUAAUUAAACAAAAUAAUGAUCUUUUACAGUAAUGAUGAUACAGGCAGUAAAACAUGUGCAGUCUAUACUAAUAUUCAACCUUUGUUGGAGUGGAAAAAGUGAUUCUGUAAAGGAAUAAUAAAGAAUGAUUCAUGAAAUUUA